CCGAGUCUGAGGCCAGUUAGUGGGGGGCCUCCUUUCCCCCCUCUGAGCACCUGCUGGGAAAUCGAACCAGAGACGCACUUGGCCAAUGGAGGACGAAGAAGGCUACACGGUAUUAAACCUCCGGCCGAAGCAGAGACAACCAGGCUGCCCCCUGGGAGCUGGGCCACAAGAUUCCCUUCAGUGUCCCCACUGGAUUCGAAUUGCUCUAGGAGUCGGAUGGGCUGGGAAUAUUGUUUUGCUGGCAACUGUGAUAGCACUGGGCGUGCGGGUUUUCCAGUUACAAGUACCUUGUGAAGAACGAACCAGAGCAGCAGUGAAUAUCCGGCAUAGCGAUGGGGCCAGUCACAGACCCACCAAUGGAACUAAGAGUGACACUGGCCAGGAGGAUUUCCUGUCUCACUUGAAACAAUUUCUGUGUGAACCUACCUACAGCAGCUCACCAGAGGGCUCCAGCUGCAGACUCUGCCCCACGGAAUGGCUCAUGCAUGAGGGAAAAUGUUACUGGGCAUCUAAAGAGAGUCGAAUUUGGCACAAGAGCCAUGAUGAUUGCUCAGCAAAGAGUUCUCACCUCUUGGUGAUUCAGGAUCAAAAGGAGAUGGAUUUCAUAUCCAGUGUUACACAGGACACAAAUCCAGUUUGGCUGGGACUCACCAUGACAUCCCCAGAGUUGAAGUGGACCUGGCUGGACAACUCCCUUCUAGAUCAAACACUGUUCCCAGUAGUCGGCCCUGGUGAAAGGAACAGCUGUGGAGUGAUAAAAGGGAAGCAGAUUCAUUCUGAAACCUGCAAUGCUGUUGUUAAAUGGAUUUGUGAGAAGGAAGCUAUCCUGAUGUAAUCAAAGGCAUUAAUAACCCCCUAUAUGUAGAAAUGAAGCAGAAAGCAGGUUUAGUUGUAAUCUGUCACUGGUUCAAUAGUUUAAGGGAUCGUUUUUUGUGUGUUUUUUUUCAUUUCAAAGCUGGAAUAAAAAAGUUCAAAAGAAAAAUGUUGCACUCAACAGAAGUUAGGAGCCUCAAUAGCUUUGAGGAUUGGGGCCUUAAUUGCUACCUCCACUUCUAUUGCUCUGGGCCAAGAGGAGCUGGGAUUGACUCCCUGAAAAGUCUCUCACCACAUACAGGUGUGUGUGCGCAGUUGUGAAAAGUUUUGUUUUGAAAGUUUGCAUAAUGAAGAUGGAGACUGCCAGAGCAUUUAGCACUUAACUGUUGCAUUUCUUUGAGUCCAGUGUUGGAAAUAAUUUCCCAAAUAAGUUUAAGGUUACCCUGACUCACUUUCCAUCCACAUUUGCCUUUAUUAGUCCCAAAGACCACUGGAGUGGGUUACAUCAGUACAGAUAUAAGCAUAUACACCCAUAUUCUAGGCCCUAGCACCAUUGCUGUUUAAGCACCGGCCAAAAUACUUACAGUAGGUUCAGGCCCAAGAGGUAUCUUCCCAUCAGGGCCUGACACCAUAGGUGCUAGAACCAUAAGUGCUGCAGGCCCCACCUUGAAUUGGUUUUCAUUAGCUACAGAGUUUAAAGCUUCAUCCAAUGGCUCUCAGCACCCCCACUGUACAAAUUGUUCCAGCUCCCCUGCCUGACUCCAUAGGGGUACG
Gopherus flavomarginatus (Mexican gopher tortoise) is the source of this 1587-nucleotide messenger RNA. Its product is annotated as killer cell lectin-like receptor subfamily F member 1. The record is from RefSeq and is a predicted model, not a curated record. The transcript has 6 exons. Lineage: Eukaryota; Metazoa; Chordata; Testudines; Testudinidae. The coding region runs from base 86 to 835 and encodes 249 amino acids.